Cannabis sativa is the source of this 357-nucleotide messenger RNA. RefSeq lists its product as uncharacterized. Bases 1 to 357 code for a protein of 118 amino acids. The transcript has a single exon. Lineage: Eukaryota; Viridiplantae; Streptophyta; Magnoliopsida; Rosales; Cannabaceae. The record is from RefSeq and is a predicted model, not a curated record.
AUGGGAUUUCGGGACCUUCAGGAUUUUAAUUUGGCUAUUUUGGGCAAACAAGGGUGGAGACUCCUUACUAGGCUAGAUUCGCUUGCUGCCCAUGUUUUUAAAGCUCGGUAUUUCCCAAAUGGUACUUUUCUCAAUGCUUCCCUUGGAAAUAACUCGAGUUUUGUUUGGAGAAGUAUUUUAGAAGCUCAACAUUUGAUUCGAGAAGGAGUGCACUGGUGUGUGGGUAAUGGUGAAGACAUUAAUAUUCUUGACGAACCUUGGUUGCCUAUUAAGGAGAAUCCGUAUGUUUCUUCCCUACAUCCUGGUUUGUUUAAUGUUAGAGUUUCUAAUUUACUAUGUGUUGAUGGUUCUAGUUGA